AUGUUUGUUUACGAGUUUAUGGCUGGUAUCGUGGAUCAGAUAACAGGAGGAGAGGAUGCGGAGUCUUACGAUCCGCAUGAGCACCGUAAAGUAGAGAAGCCCACGUCCUAUUCAGAUACUAUGAUACAUUUACUGAAGGGAAGUAUAGGCGCGGGCGUUUUAGCGAUGGCAGACGCCGUUGGUAGAGUAGGAAUCAUAGUCAGCAUAUUUGGUAUCCUCCUUAUUGGCUCCUUCGCGACAUAUUGUAUACAUCUACUUAUUGCAGCACAAUACAGACUCUGCAAAAAGUGGCGGUGCGGUUAUAUGGCCUAUCCCAAAUCGAUGUUUCUAGCGCUGAAAGAUGGCCCUCCUUGCAUGCGUUGGGCGGCAGGAUAUCUUUAUUAUUUUGUCGAUACAGUGCUUGUUUUAUGGCAACUUGGCAUCUGUUGCAUUUACUGCGUAUUUGUUGCGGAAAAUAUAAAACAGGUUUGCGACUAUUAUGGACAAGAAAUGUCAUUACGGUAUCACCUUUGCUUUUUAAUAGUUCCUCUUACGAUCAUGGGUCUAGUCAAAGACUUAAAGUUACUUACACCCUUCUCGUCUAUUUCAAACAUAGUAACAAUGUUCGGGUUUAUACUCGUAUUUUUCUACCUCAUUGAAGAUGACGUUACAAUCGAUGAGGAAAAACUUCAACUUAAAGCCUAUAAAGAAAUUCCUUUUUUUAUUGGAACAACAUUAUUCGCACUUGAAGCUGUUGGACUAGUGUUGGCAUUAGAGUAUAACAUGGAAUCCCCAAAGCGAUUUGUGGGAUUGUUUGGUUUAUUUAACAUCGGAAUGGGCGUCAUAAUGUCACUUUACUUAUUAAUGGGGAUUUUUGGAUAUCUAAAGUACGGUGAUGAUAUAAAAGCUUCUAUUACACUAAACUUGCCUCAUAAUGAAAAAAAGGCACAAGUCGCGAAGAUUAUAUUUGCAAUCUCAAUAUUUUUAACAUUCCCACUACAGAAUUUUGUAGCCUACAAUAUACUCUGGAGAAAAAUUAAGAAGUCAUGUGGACAACAGAAGCACAUUUAUUGUGUCGAUUACAUGCUGCGUAUACUACUUGUAGUUUUACCAUGGAUGGCAGCUGUAGCAGUACCCAAGCUUGGACCCUUCAUCGCAUUGUUUGGCGCUCUCUGUCUCUCUCUGUUGGCUAUGGUAUUUCCUGGUUUGAUGGAUGCAUGUGUGUGGUACCCUACAAGUUAUGGAUUAUGUCGUUAUCGUUUGGUGCGUGACGUGUUCAUAGUAGUAAUAGGGCUCACCUGCCUUUUCUCGGGUUGCUACACUAGCUUACUCGAGAUAACAGCUGCUUCCGACGAGGAGUAA
Nymphalis io (European peacock) is the source of this 1341-nucleotide messenger RNA. RefSeq names its product proton-coupled amino acid transporter-like protein CG1139. Bases 1 to 1341 code for a protein of 446 amino acids. The transcript has 8 exons. Gene Ontology annotation, cellular component: vacuolar membrane. NCBI's taxonomy places the organism in Eukaryota, Metazoa, Arthropoda, Insecta, Lepidoptera, Nymphalidae. Gene Ontology annotation, molecular function: amino acid transmembrane transporter activity. Gene Ontology annotation, biological process: amino acid transmembrane transport. The record is from RefSeq and is a predicted model, not a curated record.